GCCCGUGACCGCCUAGCAGGACCCGGAAGUGUGGCUUUUCGCUAUGUUCCUCCGCGAACUCUUAACGCAGAACUGUAGUUUGCGAGCUCAGGCGGGACCAUGCUGACUCGGCUGAAAGCAAAAUCAGAGGGGAAGCUUGCCAAACAGCUAUGCAGAGUUGUGUUGGAUCAGUUUGACAAACAGUAUUCGAAAGAACUUGGGGAUGCCUGGAGUACAGUAAGGGAUGUUCUGAUAUCUCCGUCAUUGUGGCAAUAUGCCGUCCUCUUCAACCGAUUCAAUUAUCCUUUUGAACUGGAAAAGGCCUUGCAUGUGAGGGGCUCUCACACAAUCCUUCAAGGGGCUUUACCAUAUUAUCCUCAAUCAAUGAAGUGUUACCUCGGCCGAACUCCAGACCGAAUGCCUUCAGAACGACAUCAGACUGGAAACUUGAAAAAGUACUUCCUCCUUAAUGCUGCUUCUCUUCUCCCAGUACUGGCUCUGGAACUGAGGGAUGGGGAGACAGUCCUGGACUUGUGUGCUGCUCCUGGGGGCAAAUCCGUAGCUCUGCUGCAAUGUGCUUAUCCAGGUUAUCUUCUCUGUAACGAGUAUGAUCGCCUGAGAGGAAGAUGGCUGAGACAGACAUUGGAAUCUUUCAUCCCACAGCCUUUGAUAAAUGUAAUUAAAGUGUCUGAAUUGGAUGGCAGAGAAAUGGGAGAUGCCCAGCCUGCAACGUUUGACAAGGUGUUAGUUGAUGCUCCAUGUUCAAAUGAUCGAAGCUGGCUGUUCUCGUCCGACUCUCAGAAAGCUGCCUAUAGGAUCCAUCAAAGGAAGAAUUUGCCUGUCCUACAAGUAGAACUCUUAAGGUCUGCAAUUAAAGCCUUACGUCCUGGAGGGCUACUCGUGUACUCUACAUGCACACUUUCCAAGGCUGAAAAUCAAGAUGUGAUCAGUGAGAUCUUAACUUCCGACAGUAACAUCCUACCUGUGGAUAUUACUGGAAUAGCAAGGACUUUCUCCCAAGACUUCACAUUUGCCCCCACUGGCCAAAAAUGCAGUCUUUUGGUGAUUCCUGAAAAGGGAAAAGCUUGGGGCCCAAUGUAUAUAGCCAAACUGAAAAAAGGUAUGAGUACAAGAAAAUGGCAAGGUGAAUUUUGUAAGCCAUGCUAACAUUGAUAGCUUUGGCUCGCGGCGGCGCGUCCACAGACACCAGAUACAAGCAGCUCUGUGUUUUUGGAAGUUUAAUUAGGAGAGGGGGGGGAGUAAGGACCGCGGCACGUGAAGGGAGAGA
Messenger RNA from Mastomys coucha (southern multimammate mouse), 1267 nucleotides. It is a transcript of the gene Nsun3, whose product is annotated as NOP2/Sun RNA methyltransferase 3. Gene Ontology annotation, molecular function: methyltransferase activity. Bases 100 to 1146 code for a protein of 348 amino acids. Gene Ontology annotation, cellular component: mitochondrial large ribosomal subunit. The record is from RefSeq and is a predicted model, not a curated record. Lineage: Eukaryota; Metazoa; Chordata; Mammalia; Rodentia; Muridae. Gene Ontology annotation, biological process: rRNA methylation. The transcript is spliced from 6 exons.